AUGGGUAUACUUUUCGAUAUCAGCGUAAAGCCCUUCAAAGCAGUAUCUGACUGUAAAAUAAUAGUAAUAUGCAACAAACGUUACUUGAAAGUUUACGGUCACCUGUUCAACCGUCAGCGUAGCUGUGGCAAGGGUUGGGCGUGGUAUUGCCACAUGUACCACCGUGGCUGCAAGUCGGCUGUGGUCACUACCACGGAUCUGAAUAUUGUAGAGUGUAAGGAGAACCACAACCACCAACCACCACAGAUAUAUAGGAGAGAAAUAAUUACAACGUCUGGAGGCAGGAAACUACUGAUGUUUGGGAAUUUCACUUACAAUCGUAAAAAGAAAUCUCAUGAAAAUUUUAAAUGGUACUGUUCCUUGUACCACCGAGGCUGUAAGGCGUCCGUCAUCACUAAUUCAGAAUUGGAAGUCGUCCAUGACAUUGAUGUCGUAUUCACUGUGUCUCAACGAGGACAUCCCGUGGUUAAGUUCGGUGGUCACAGAUUCAUUAAAGACUACGAGAUAAACUGCAAGACGAGGUGGAGGUGUUUCAAACGAUCCUACGGCUGUCGCGCCGCUAUCACGAUGAUCGACAAUACUAUUGUUAGACACAAAGCAUCACACAACCAUUGA
Messenger RNA from Danaus chrysippus (African queen), 615 nucleotides. NCBI's taxonomy places the organism in Eukaryota, Metazoa, Arthropoda, Insecta, Lepidoptera, Nymphalidae. The record is from the annotation of a GenBank genome assembly.